Biomphalaria glabrata is the source of this 1902-nucleotide messenger RNA. RefSeq names its product transmembrane emp24 domain-containing protein eca-like. The transcript is spliced from 5 exons. NCBI's taxonomy places the organism in Eukaryota, Metazoa, Mollusca, Gastropoda, Planorbidae. Gene Ontology annotation, cellular component: COPII-coated ER to Golgi transport vesicle; Golgi apparatus; endoplasmic reticulum. Gene Ontology annotation, biological process: endoplasmic reticulum to Golgi vesicle-mediated transport; intracellular protein transport; Golgi organization. Bases 25 to 669 code for a protein of 214 amino acids. The record is from RefSeq and is a predicted model, not a curated record.
UAAACUUCCUAUUGAAGUGCCAACAUGGCGUUGACAACAGCCUUGGUCGUUUUCUGCCUUUUUCUCUAUACAAAUGCGUUGUAUUUUCAUAUAGGAGAAACCGAAAGAAAAUGUUUCAUCGAAGAAAUACCAGAUGAAACUAUGGUUGUUGGUCAUUAUAAAGUGCAAGCAUAUGACCACAAUGCUAAAGAUUACAUGCCUGUCUCCCCUGAUAUUGGUAUGCAUGUUGAAGUUAGUGACCCUGAAAGUAAAGUGGUUUUAUCUAGGACAUAUGCAGCAGAAGGCAGAUUCACUUUCACAUCUCAUUCAGCUGGAGAGCACAUUAUUUGUCUCAACUCCAAUUCAUCUGCAUGGUUUAAUGCUGGGCAGCUGAGGGUUCACCUUGACAUAAACGUUGGAGAGCAUGCUGUCGACUACCAGCAAGUCCAGGCUAAAGAUAAACUAACAGAGCUCCAACUGAGAGUCAGGCAACUGUUGGACCAGGUAGAGCAGAUCACAAAAGAACAGAAUUAUCAAAGAUACCGUGAGGAGAGGUUCCGUCAAACCAGUGAGAGUACAAACCAGCGAGUCUUGUGGUGGUCCAUAGCUCAGACUUUAAUCCUCCUGAUCACUGGUUUCUGGCAGAUGCAGCAUCUAAAGAGUUUCUUUGAGGCUAAGAAGCUGGUUUAAUAUUUGUAGAUUAUAUUAUUGAGUGAUUGCUGUCAGGUCAUGUCAUGUUUUAUUUAUUUGUGUCCACUAUAAAAUUUCAUCCAUUUAAAACAACACUUCAGACAUAUGAGAUUUAGGAAAAAAUUUUUACAUUCCUAAAUUAUAAUUCACAAACUUCUAAUAACUCCUAAUUAAUAAUAAAAUAUUAAAUGCAAUGAAUACAUUUUAUUUUAUGUACAGUAGACUUAAUAUAAUAUGUCAUUGCCAUUUCAAAACAGAUCUUAAAAUGUCUACACAUUUCAUUGUUGGUAUUGCUGUGGUUAAGUCUACAUUUUAAUAUUGUAAGCAUUAGUAUAAAUGUUUUAUGCUUAUGUAGUGCUCUUCUUUGAAAAAGUGUUGAGCUCAAGUGAAUGUUGUACUUGCUUUGGCUGGGGGGUGUAAGAGAUGGUCUAAAUGUUGGCGAAUGUUGGAAUUCUUUUCAAGAAUUUGAUGUAAAAUAUUUUAUGCAUUUUGUUAUUUUCAAUUUUUUUUUUUUUUCAACCUUUCUAUACCACUAAUAACUGCCAUAGUAACAGUUUGUUUAGUGAGAAUUUUCUUGUGUGUGUUAGCCUUAUGAUUGUUUGGUUUUAAAUAUACUAGGAUCUGUACACAGAUGACAUGUAGUACAUUCCCUGGACUUAGGUGUAUUGAAAUAGGUUUAGAACUACUGCUAUUGUAGGAGACUAACUGAUUGGUGCUACUUGUUCUCAUAACUUCUCACUUUUAGCAUCCUAUUGAAAGUUGUCUUUUAUAAAUUGGGAGGCGGGGGUAACUAAAGGAAGCAAUGGUCAAUAGGGGAACAUAUUUAUUAUGAGUUACAUAAAUUGUGUGCCUUUUAAGUUACCGGUAUUAAUGAUAUUUUGUAUGACAUCUACAUAUAAACAUGUCUUAAUAACUAAAAGACUACAGCUAGUUUCAGGGAGCACACAUUAGUUGAACAAUUUAGAAGAGGACUUCCUGUAAAGUGAGAGAUGAGUUUUAUUUACACUCAAAUGUACAGAGAGAGGAUUCUGUGUUGUUGUUUUUUUUAUCAAAUUUACAUUAAGUUAAGGUUUCAUCAAGAAGUUGUACUGAAGUCAAAGUGUGGUGGGAUGUUUGAUCAAGGAUAAGCUAACAAAAUAUCAGUCUUGUCUUGUUGUCUAAUUUAAUGAUGUCUUUUCUCUAAAAUCUCAUUUUUUUCCCUUUGUUUAGAAUAAAACAAUCCUGUUAUCAAUA